Messenger RNA from Lactuca saligna, 396 nucleotides. The record is from the annotation of a GenBank genome assembly. NCBI's taxonomy places the organism in Eukaryota, Viridiplantae, Streptophyta, Magnoliopsida, Asterales, Asteraceae.
AUGCUUCGUUGUUAUGGGAAGAAUUCAAUACAAGGAAUUCAAGUUCCAGAAGGAGAGGAAGUUGUAUUUUGUCAUCUCCAAAUUCCUAAAAGUUUGGUUGAUGAUCCUGAAGCUUUUCCUGUUAUUGGAAGAAUAUCAGAGGCUGUGCAGGAUAAGAAGCAAGUCACUAAGCCAAUGAAGAAGAAGAAGAAGACAGUUCAAGUUACUAUUCUCGAUACUCCUGAUGAUGAUGAAGCUACUUACACAGAAGAUAUGGAUUUGUCGAAGGGACAAUAUUCACAAUCUCAUCGUGAUGCAAAUGCAUAUGAUGUAAAUCAUUUAGUCCAUGAUGCAUUUCAUCAUGAUACACCACCUGUUUCACCACUAAAUAUUGCUACUAUUGAAUCUAAUACAUAG